AUGUCAGCGGCGAAGGACAGGAUCAACACAAUUGCCAGGCAUUUGGCCGCAAACGGCGCCGACCAGAGCUCACCCGCCUCUAGUAUACCGAAGAAACGUGAGUCGCUGCUGAAGUGGAACGGAUGGGGAUAUAAGGACUCGAAGUUUGAAUUUGACCACAAGAAUCAUAUGUUCAGUUUUACGGGCGAAAGGUAUCGCAUCGGGAGUCAAAAUUUACCACUUUUUAGUCAAUGGGUUGAGACAGCCCUCGGCGUUGAUCUCAAGAAGCGCUUCUACUCACAGUCAGAGUCGGAAGCGUUGGAUUUGCCGAAACCCAUAGUCAAUGAGCAGCUGAUGAACGAUCUGCUGAAGACGUCGAUCGCCCACUCGUUUGACGCCAGCGAUCGACUG
Messenger RNA from Medioppia subpectinata, 390 nucleotides. The record is from the annotation of a GenBank genome assembly. NCBI's taxonomy places the organism in Eukaryota, Metazoa, Arthropoda, Arachnida, Sarcoptiformes, Oppiidae.